AUGGCGCUGGACCAAGAGCAAGACCUCAUUGAGGUGCAAGAGCAGACCAAUGGUCAUGCGAUACCGGAACAGAGUCCUGAAGCUUCAUCGGUGAAGAGGAGGCGGGUUAGUCGCUCGGUGUUGCCUACUCGGGUUAGCAGCGCAUGCGAAAGAUGUCGGCAUCAUAAGUCGAGGUGCGAUCCAUUCCGGCCUUGUUCGUUAUGUGUCCGCGCGAAUGUGGAUUGUCGACCGAUUUCGGCGCCGGCACGGAAGGAGAAUUCGCGUAACGAGAAACCUAAACGACGUCGCCCCAAUCCCUCGCGAACGACUCCUACUGAAGAAACCUGGAAUAUCGACAAUGCUCCUCGAAGUGACACGGAGCCUCGAGCAACCACCGCACCCGCACUCGCACCCAUGCCAACCGGAGAUAGUGACGGCGCCGCUUCAACAGACAUGAGCCCACAAUCAUCACUCGACUGCGGCGAAGCGGAAUCAGCAAUAGGAAUUGCGCGCAAAAUCUGCGAAUUGGGCAGCCAGCACAUCGACGAACGGACUACCUCCGCUAUACCGGGUUAUCGAGCCAGCACCAGUGCACCUGUUACAUACUCUGCGACGAUUGGGCAACGGCUACCGAUAUCUUCUAUUCUGGGUCAGCUGCUGCCUCCAAUGGAGCUUGUGUAUGGGCUGUUGGAGGAUUACUUCGAUUCCGUACAUUGGUUCUCGCUGGUGAUUUAUGAAGCGAAGUUUCGGAGGAAGCUGGCUUCGAUCGCGGAUGGGUUUGCGUAUCCAUCGCAGAGGCCUUUCCUUAUACUGUUGACCGUGAUGCUUGGGGUGGCGGCGUGGUAUAGGUCUCAGAGGAGUGGUACGGAGCUGGUCGACAAUGGUCCCGACUGGAAAAAAUGGAGCGCGGACCUGGUCAAGCUUGUCGAGGGUGACUUGGUGGAAUUAAUGGAUCAGCCGUCCAUCACCGCUGCGCAGACGUGUAUUCUGCUUGGGUCGUAUCAUGUUUAUCAUGGCCGUCCUAACCUCUCUUUUUCGUUGCUGGGUGCGACUAUCAAGAUGUCGCAGGCUUUGGGGAUGCAUCGAGAGCCUUUGAGAGGAAAUUUUGAAGAUAUUGAGGAGAGGAAGAGGGUUUGGUGGACAAUUUACACAUGGGACCGAUUCGCUUCAAUUACCUAUGGAAGACCAUUGGGAAUCAACGAUAAAGACUGCAACAUCAACAUGCCAGCAGACGUUUGGGAGAACCCAUCGUUUGUCUCUCCAAGGCAAGAUCAGAGCUCCAUAUGCUACUCUCCCUACCAACGGGAGCUGAACCGUCUCUACCUGAUUGCAUCGCCAGCCCUGGAGAUUAUAUUUGGUUCACGUACCUCGAGGACGUCUGACCAAUUGGCCGGAGACACAUACGCCGCGCUGGUCAAGGAAGCCACGCAGAACCUCCAAAAAUGGCGAAAUAGUCUACCAAAUCACCUUGUUUUGGAUCUUCAGCGGGAUUUCCGCUCUGACGGCGGUUCAGAUGCGAAAGCAUAUGCCUUGCAGUCGUUAUCGUUGCACCUGACAUAUGACAACGUCCUCAUCGUCAUGCACCGACCAUUACUAGCGCGACAAGUUGACCAUCUCUCUACGACUACAAACGGUCCUUCACCAGGAACUUGUGAGGUAGACCCCAUGACCGCCGCAUCCCCCAAACCGAACCUCUCCCAAACAGCCAGCUCAGAACUCUGGAUGAACGCCGCAGUACGCACAUCACGAGUAACAGAACUACCAGUUCUUGCUCAGUUAGCUACAGAUAGCCACCUCGUCGCCUUCCUCGCAAUCAACCUCUUCAACGCCGCCAUCGUCCUAGCUGUAAUGGCUCUUUCAGAACCUCUCUCCAACACCGCGCAGGACGUUAAGCGCACUAUUACCCGCAUUCUUCGCCUACAGGACUUACUUGGCAAGCGAUCUGCACUAUCGAAACAAAGUACUACAGUGCUUAAGAACGUUGUUACGAUGCUUCUCCGUCGCGAAUCAGCAGCCAUGCUGGCUCCGAUUACGGGGGCGAAUCAGUCAACGGGGCAUCAGAGGGAUAAGGAUAAACAGAAUCUGGGGGAUCCUUGCUGUAUGUCUGUCGAGGAUACGCUGCGGUUACCGCUUGAUGCGUCGCUGGAGUUGUCGGAUCCGCUUGCGGGCAGUCAGGGGUGGUUGGAUGUUAGUAGGGCGCAUCGGUUAAAUGAGAGUUUGACGUCUGUUCAGUUUAUGGCUCCGGGUGAUAUCAAUGUGCCUGUUCAAAGUGAGCAGCAGUACGUAUCGUCGGAACAAUUGCAGCCACAAGGUGUUUGGCAGAUGCCGGCCGAAUAUGAAUGGAAUGGGACUAGUGCCUCUCCCAGGGGUGUAGAAGACAGCUACCGGGAUGUUGAAAGUGGAUUGUACUGGUUAUGGGACAUGGCAUGGAAUGGAACAGGUGGGUAA
This is a messenger RNA of Aspergillus glaucus CBS 516.65, 2427 nucleotides long. RefSeq lists its product as uncharacterized. Gene Ontology annotation, molecular function: zinc ion binding; DNA binding; DNA-binding transcription factor activity, RNA polymerase II-specific. The transcript has 4 exons. The record is from RefSeq and is a predicted model, not a curated record. Lineage: Eukaryota; Fungi; Ascomycota; Eurotiomycetes; Eurotiales; Aspergillaceae. The coding region runs from base 1 to 2427 and encodes 808 amino acids. Gene Ontology annotation, biological process: DNA-templated transcription; regulation of DNA-templated transcription.